CGGUUGUUGAUCGAGACCAUCUUCGUUGUUGUCUCGGUUCGCCAAAAUUAUUUGCUCACCUCUAUUUUGAUUGACCUGGGAAUUAUGGUAUGAAAUUGUGAUUCUCCAAUGCUCCCUGGUUUAUUUCGUCCGUCUACAGCCCUCGCUGUGUUUCCCAUCCUUUCCCUUCUGCCGAAUCGCAAUCAUGCGUGAAGUUACUCCACUCCUUUUGAAUACAGGUCGUUUGCGCUCGAGUUUCCCGCCGUGCCCGCGAUGCUAUCGUUUCCCGGUUUCCCGACGGUCGAUCUCUCGCUUGACGACUCCCUCUAAUGGAAUACUGCUUUCUCGCAAUGCCAUCCAGCACAGAGGAGGCUAUUCGGCCUUGAAAUCCAUUGAUCGAGAGCUUGGCCUGCCGCUGCUCUCCGCAUCGUUCUCUACCUCCUCACGAUUGUCCGAGCCCGACUGGGAUGCGAACCCGAACUUGGACAUUUCAGCUUUCUCAGAACUCCCAACGAAAGAUUUCGGGGUGAACCAACAUAUGGUAAUUAACCAAGAAUUUAAGGAAGCGCUCCGUCAAAUCCUUUGGAAAUUCCGGGCACCGAUUCGGUAUGCAUUCGCAUAUGGUUCAGGCGUCUUCCCUCAAUCAGGAAGUGCACCUGGAUCCGACGGAUGCCAUCCAUCAGCUCCCACAGCAAUUAAGAACAUGCAGCAGGGCAAGGGAAAGAUGAUUGAUUUUAUAUUCGGAGUCUCGUAUAGUCAGCAUUGGCACUCUCUGAACCUGCAUCAGCAUCGUGAUCAUUACUCUGGACUAGGUUCGCUGGGAUCCUAUGUGGUGUCCCAAGUACAGGAUCAAUUUGGAGCUGGGGUCUAUUUCAACCCUUAUAUCACUGUCAAUGGCACUUUGAUCAAAUAUGGAGUCGUCAACCUGGAUACACUCUGCAAGGAUCUCAGUAACUGGGACACUAUGUACCUCGCGGGACGACUGCAGAAGCCCGUCAAAAUCCUCCGGGACCAUCCGCAGGUACGCCUGGCGAAUCAGAUGAACUUGCUCUCCGCUUUACGGGUAGCCUUGUUAUUACUCCCUGCGGAAUUCAGUGAAUUUGAACUCUACAGUACAAUUGCCGGGCUGAGUUACAUGGGCGACAUCCGCAUGUCAUUGCCAGCCGAGGACCCCCAGAAGGUGAGGAACAUUGUCUCUGGGCAAAUGGCUAACUUCCGGCGGCUAUACGCACCGCUGAUUGAAAACCUACCCAACGUCGUCUUCAACGACCCGCGGUGCACUCAACGCGAUUGGAUCGAUGAUCCCGAAACCAAUGUGCGGGUUUCUCAGGAUGUGGAUCCGGUAAAGCGUGGAAACAUGGUCAGCCGGCUGCCCCCAGCAUUUCGCGAAAAACUGUACUUCCAAUACCAAGCAAGAUAUCAGAUCCCGCGGGCGGAAUUCGAGAAGAUGAAGGAGGAAAACAGCACUAAGGAACCGGAGGCUUUCCGUCGGAGACAGGGUGGACCGUUUGAACGGCGCAUCGCAGGUGACUCGAGCCUUAAGCACGAGAUAGAGACAUCGAUCAUGAAAACCAUCCGCUGGCCUAGUACGGUCCAAAGUGCCAAGGGGCCAAUCACUGCGGGAUUUGGCAAAUCCUGGAGAUACAUGCGGGAAAAGCAAAAGAAGUAUAAGGGAUCCGGCAGCCAUUCCACACUAUCAAAGCCGGAGGAGCGUCCUUCUGAAGCGGAAUCGCAAAAGCCGGAGCCGGAGCCGAAGCAAAAGCAGGAGUAAAUCUUUUCUUCUAGAUCCUACGGUGAACCUUUUUGUUUUCACUGUUAUGACGGGCAUAUAAUCUUCCCACGAUGAUGAUUGUAGAUGAGGCAUAAGAAGGCGUUUGUUGUUUCCACAGAGGGAUGGGGUACAUAUGUGUCAAGUGUUGAUUCCUCUUGGAUAUACAUUAUUUCUGAAUAGGCUUUACUUCAUCAAUGCAUGUAUAUACUACUACUAUACUUGAACUAUUUAUAUUUUUAUGGAUUGCCGUGAUUCAGUCAUUUUUCCGUUCCCGACAAUAUCCCCGCCACCCCACUAUCUUUGCCCGUGGUAUUAUCAUUCAUUCCUCCUCUUACCAGCAACUACAAGCAAUCAAAAACC
Molecule: messenger RNA, 2110 nt
Organism: Aspergillus ruber CBS 135680
Lineage: Eukaryota; Fungi; Ascomycota; Eurotiomycetes; Eurotiales; Aspergillaceae
Product: phosphatidate cytidylyltransferase
Exons: 2
Coding region: 185-1750 (521 amino acids)
Biological process (GO): cardiolipin biosynthetic process; CDP-diacylglycerol biosynthetic process
Cellular component (GO): mitochondrion
Molecular function (GO): phosphatidate cytidylyltransferase activity
Source: RefSeq, a predicted model, not a curated record